GGCGGAAGUGGCUUGCGGGCGCCGGAGUUGAGUGCUUUCCGGUGAGGCGACCGCCGCGGUGGAAAGUGCAGGAGUGGGAGAGGAGGAGGAGGAAGAGGAGGUGAUGGCGACGGACCUGGGGUGGGGGAGAUGCUCCGUCUAGCUGAGGCGCCACCCAGACUGCCGUCACCCUUCUGGGUGACAUACCGGCCUUGGGGUACGCGUGCCUUCGGGGCCUUUCCUGUGUUUGGGACCCAGAUCUUCUCUCCUCCAGAAAACCUUGGCACUGCCCAUCUUCCUCACCCAGAAGGAGCGUUCGAGGAGUGGAUGAGGUCGAGAUGGAAGGAACGGGUGACUCCCUUUUUUUAAAGAGCGGAAACCGGCCGGGCGGUUUCCAGGGAGGAGCAUCUGUUCCUCCUCGCCCGUUUUUCGCCCUCGGGCUGGCGAGAACUCCCUCGGGUCCCAAUCCGUGGACUCGCAGGGGUGAGGUGACCUCAAGGGGUCUUUUACGCUGUUCUCGGGGUCUCUGGAGAACUGUCAGUCACCUGGAUACCUCUAGACUGUAUUUACAGUUAACUGUUUCCUGGUUCCGUGUUUAUUAAAUAGGGGCACUCCAAGGCCAUGAUUGAUUCCGGAGCGCAGUUAAUCAAGGCAUAAUGGCAUGGACUUGACACAGCAAGCAAAAGACAUACAGAACAUAACAGUCCAGGAAACCAACAAAAAUAACUCUGAAAGCAUUGAAUGCAGCAAAAUAACAAUGGAUCUCAAGUUCAACAAUUCCAGGAAAUAUAUUUCUAUCACUGUGCCAUCCAAAACCCAAACAAUGUCACCACACAUCAAGUCAAUUGAGGACAUUGUGGUACUUGGCAUGAAUCUCAGCAAGUUUAACAAACUUACUCAGUUUUUCAUAUGUGUUGCUGGAGUUUUUGUAUUUUACCUAAUUUAUGGGUAUUUACAGGAAUUAAUAUUUUCAGUGGAGGGUUUUAAGUCCUAUGGCUGGUACCUUACCUUAGUGCAGUUUGCCUUUUACUCCAUAUUUGGCCUAAUAGAACUUCAGCUUAUUCAGGACAAAAGGAGGAGAAUACCAGGAAAAACCUACAUGAUAAUAGCUUUUCUAACUGUGGGUACUAUGGGGUUAUCAAACACUUCCUUGGGCUACCUGAAUUACCCUACCCAAGUCAUCUUCAAGUGCUGCAAAUUGAUUCCUGUUAUGCUAGGAGGAGUUUUUAUUCAAGGAAAGCGUUAUAAUGUUGCAGAUGUGUCUGCUGCCAUAUGUAUGAGCCUUGGCCUGAUAUGGUUUACCCUCGCUGACAGCACAAUUGCACCAAAUUUCAACCUGACAGGUGUGGUGCUUAUUUCCCUGGCAUUAUGUGCAGAUGCUGUCAUUGGAAAUGUUCAAGAGAAAGCUAUGAAACUUCAUAAUGCUUCUAAUUCUGAAAUGGUACUGUAUUCGUAUUCAAUUGGUUUUGUAUACAUUUUACUGGGAUUGACAUGCACUAGUGGAUUAGGCCCUGCAGUAACAUUUUGUGCAAAGAAUCCAGUUCGGACCUAUGGUUAUGCGUUCCUUUUUUCCCUCACUGGAUAUUUUGGAAUCUCCUUUGUUCUGGCUUUGAUUAAAAUUUUUGGUGCACUUAUUGCUGUAACAGUGACAACAGGAAGAAAAGCAAUGACCAUUGUACUUUCGUUUAUAUUCUUUGCUAAACCAUUCACAUUUCAGUAUGUAUGGUCUGGUUUGUUAGUUGUCCUUGGUAUAUUUCUCAAUGUUUACAGCAAAAAUAUGGAUAAAAUAAGACUACCAUCACUGUAUGAUUUGAUAAACAAAUCAGUGGAAGCAAGAAAGUCAAGGACGCUGGCACAAACUGUAUAGACAGUGAUUGUCCUAUUUAAAAUAGAAUUUUAAGGGAACAAUCAUCAAUUAAUUAACUUUCCAAAGGGACUGAUAAAAACCAAAGGAUCUGGAGGCAUUGCUAUCCCAUUUGUGGAUAGAUUUCAUAUGAAGUUGUUUUGUGGUGUCAGCCUUUUCUUCAGAGCAUUUGUUUGACUGACUUCCAAAGCAAUCAAGAGAGCCACGUCUAGCAGACUUUACAAUAAAAUGUCAAUAUGAAGAACUGUAAUUCCUAGCAGUUUAUUGAGAAUUUCACUGGAAAUGGACCAUGUGUUGCAAGACUAAUUGGCUAUAAUUAUGUCAUAUCAAAGAAAUCAAUAUGUAAUAGAUUGUUUUAUAUUCAUUCCAUUUUGAUGGUGUUAUUUAAAUUGAUUCUCUGUUAUAAGAGUAAACUGAUGAGUUGAAGUCUGGAGAGAAUAACAUUCAUUAUAAAUAAAAUUAUUCUGUGAUCUUUUUUCAA
Symphalangus syndactylus (siamang) is the source of this 2324-nucleotide messenger RNA. RefSeq names its product solute carrier family 35 member B3 (gene SLC35B3). The record is from RefSeq and is a predicted model, not a curated record. Gene Ontology annotation, cellular component: endoplasmic reticulum membrane; Golgi membrane. Lineage: Eukaryota; Metazoa; Chordata; Mammalia; Primates; Hylobatidae. Gene Ontology annotation, molecular function: 3'-phosphoadenosine 5'-phosphosulfate transmembrane transporter activity. Gene Ontology annotation, biological process: 3'-phosphoadenosine 5'-phosphosulfate transport; transmembrane transport.